This is a messenger RNA of Acanthochromis polyacanthus (spiny chromis), 8879 nucleotides long. Its product is annotated as receptor-type tyrosine-protein phosphatase beta-like. Gene Ontology annotation, biological process: protein dephosphorylation; angiogenesis. The transcript has 35 exons. Gene Ontology annotation, molecular function: cadherin binding; protein tyrosine phosphatase activity. The record is from RefSeq and is a predicted model, not a curated record. NCBI's taxonomy places the organism in Eukaryota, Metazoa, Chordata, Actinopteri, Pomacentridae. The coding region runs from base 186 to 8594 and encodes 2802 amino acids.
AGAAGUUGUGCUGCUGUUUUCUUAAGGUUCUUUGAGAGGCUGAAUCUCUGGUAUUUCCGACAGACACCGAGGACUCGUUCACCAACAAACCUCCAAACAAUGGAAGAGAAGGAAGCGGCUCUUUCCUCCCACAGACGCAUUUCCUUCACUUUACUGCAGCCGAGUGAAGCUGCAGGACGCUGAAGAUGGACGCCGUGGUUCUGCUGCUUCUGCUGCUCCGGUCCAGCUCUGCUUUCCUCGUCUCUCCAACCACCAACAUGUGUUUGAUCCCCCUGGAUGACCUCAUCAUCCUGGGACGCUGUGAUGUCACUGACCCUGCCCACCACUGGGCGUGGUCAAGUGCAGCCAGGUUAGUCCACACGCAGUCCUCCAGGUGUCUGUGGGCGGAGCCUGGCUCUCACCUGCAGCUGCAGGCCUGCACGGCGUCGCCGAUGUGGACCUGCUCUGGAUCGGACGGAGCGCUGGGAUUGGCCGAAACACGUCUGUACCUGAACAUCCAGGGAGCACAGGUGGGGCUGGGAGCUCACCUGCAGACCACAGGGUGGAGGCGGAGCUACGAGGACACCGGAGGGAACUUGCUGUUCACGUCUUUAUGUCCGGAGACAGAUACAUCUCCAACCUCCACCAGCUUCUACUCAUCUAUCCACAAACCACCAGACGCCUCCAUAGACACCAUCAUCAGCCAACUGUCACCUGAAAACACCCACAGAACCACACCUGACCAAACCUCCAGUAGCUCCACCCAACCUCCAUCCAGGAGCUCAGAGACCACAGUCUCACAUCCAGAUGUUUCCUCAGAGACCACAGCUUCACAUCCAGAUGUUUCCUCACACAGCACAGCUUCACAUCCAGAUGUUUCCUCACACAGCACAGCUUCACAUCCAGAUGUUUCCUCAGAGACCACAGCUUCACAUCCAGAUGUUUCCUCAGAGACCACAGCCUCACAUCCAGAUGUUUCCUCACACAGCACAGCCUCACAUCCAGAUGUUUCCUCAGAGACCACAGUCUCACAUCCAGAUGUUUCCUCACACAGCACAGCUUCACAUCCAGAUGUUUCCUCACACAGCACAGCCUCACAUCCAGAUGUUUCCUCAGAGACCACAGCUUCACAUCUAGAUGUUUCCUCACACAGCACAGCUUCACAUCCAGAUGUUUCCUCAGAGACCACAGCUUCACAUCCAUAUGUUUCCUCAGAGACCACAGCUUCACAUCCAGAUGUUUCCUCACACAGCACAGCUUCACAUCCAGAUGUUUCCUCACACAGCACAGCUUCACAUCCAGAUGUUUCCUCAGAGACCACAGUCUCACAUCCAGAUGUUUCCUCACACAGCACAGCUUUACAUCCAGAUGUUUCCUCACACAGCACAGCUUCACAUCCAGAUGUUUCCUCACACAGCACAGCUUCACAUCCAAAUGUUUCCUCAGAAACCACAGCCUCACAUCCAGAUGUUUUCUCACACAGCACAGCCUCACAUCCAGAUGUUUCCUCAGAGACCACAGCUUCACAUCCAGAUGUUUCCUCAGAGACCACAGCUUCACAUCCACAUGUUUCCUCAGAGACCACAGCUUCACAUCCAGAUGUUUCCUCACACAGCACAGUCUCACAUCCAGAUGUUUCCUCACACAGCACAGCUUCACAUCCAGAUGUUUCCUCAGAGACCACAGCUUCACAUCCAGAUGUUUCCUCAGAGACCACAGCUUCACAUCCAAAUGUUUCCUCAGAGACCACAGCCUCACAUCCAGAUGUUUUCUCACACAGCACAGCUUCACAUCCAGAUGUUUCCUCAGAGACCACAGCUUCACAUCCAGAUGUUUCCUCACACAGCACAGCUUCACAUCCAGAUGUUUCCUCAGAGACCACAGCUUCACAUCCAGAUGUUUCCUCAGAGACCACAGCUUCACAUCCAGAUGUUUCCUCACACAGCACAGCUUCACAUCCAAAUGUUUCCUCAGAGACCACAGCUUCACAUCCAAAUGUUUCCUCAGAGACCACAGCCUCACAUCCAGAUGUUUCCUCAGAGACCACAGCUUCACAUCCAGAUGUUUCUUCACACAGCACAGCUUCACAUCCAGAUGUUUCUUCAGAGACCACAGCUUCACAUCCAGAUGUUUCCACUGCUGUCCCACAGCUGCCUGCUUUGACCAGUGUCUCAUCCCGUCCAGCUGUGUUUGUCUCAGAUCUUCUCAAGCCUGGAGCUUCAGCGCAGCCAGUCUUUAGAACGUCGUGGUUCCUGAUUGGACACCAGGCUGGAACUGCAGCUGAGACGCUGGUUUCUUCUGCAGCACCUCCAGCUGUUGGCAGCAGCUCCGUCUCACCCGCAGCAGGAGACCUGAUGAAGGCUCCGCCCACUGCUCCAGGCUCCGCCCUCAACCCAAACCGCUCAGUGACUGAAGAAGCUCCACCGACUCCAACAAAUGCAGCUGCUUUUAACUCUGCUGGAACCAUGACUGUUACCAUGACAACCACUGCCUUCAUAACUACCCCCAGGACCACCAUCACCAUGACAACAGCUACUAGUGCCACCACAGCACCCCAUACAGCAGCUGCACCAACCACCACACCUCCAGCUCCAGCUGUACAGCCCCCCGCUGCUCCUCGCUGCUCCGCCCAUCUGACGGAGAUCAGCAGCAGCUCCACCUCAGCUGUGGUCCGGCUAACAUCUGCUGGUGUCAACUGCAGCUUCAGCCUGGUGACCGAGGUGGACCCUACUGCCCCCCAGGUGGACCCUACUGCCCCCCAGGUGGACCCUACUGCCCCCCAGGUGGACCCUACUGCCCCCCAGGUAGACCCUGUUGCCCCCCAGGUGGACCCUGCUGCCCCCUGUGAGCCGGACGGAGACUCUGCCUCCAUCUGCAGGGUUGCUGGGCUAGAACCCGGCACUCUGUACCGGCUGACAGUGGUUUCCAGAAAGGAUAGCGUGAGGAGUAGUGGUUCACUGCAUACAGACCCGAUCGGUCCGGACCAUCUGGAGGUCCAGCCUGACCCGGUCCACAGCGGGUCCGGUCUGUGGGUGUCCUGGUCUCGGUCUGUGGGUCACGUGGAUCGGUAUGAUGUGAGUCUGGAGGACAGCAGCUCUGGAUCCGUCCUCAGAACCACGGUCAUGGACUCUGCUGCCCCCCAGUCCGGGUUCUUCUCUCUGACCCCCGGAACCCGGUACACCGUCAGCGUGGUGGCUUCCUCCGGAACCAAGACCUCCUCACCUGUCCAGACCAGUGCUGCUACAGCCCCAUCUACCGUGGACGGCCUGCAAGUGGCGUCCUUGUCCCCGGACGUCCUCUCCGUGUCUUGGCAGGCCGGUCCCGGCCGGGUGGAGAACUUUAGGGUUCUGCUGACGGAUCAGGAUGAGGUUCUGCUGAAGAACAUCACUCUGGAGAACAUGUCUUCAUCCGCUGAGCUGGACGGACUGCAGCCAGGAACACCGUACACCGUCACCGUGGUAACAGAGGCGGCCGGCCUGCAGAGCUCCGCUUCCACACAGGUCACCACAGCUCCAGCUCCGGUGUCGGGGCUGGUCCUGGACAGUGCAGGCAGCUCCGAUAUUCUACGGGCCUCCUGGGUCUCUCCUGCAGGGAGGCUGGACUCCUACCUAGUGGUCCUUUGGGCUCCGGGUUCGGCCCCCCAGCGGCACCGCCUUCAGCCCAACACCACCCAGGUGGAGUUUGAGGGUCUGACUCCUGGACGCAGCUACCAGCUGUCAGUCAGCAGCUCAGCUGGUGGGCGGAUCUCUGAGACCAGGACCCAGGGAAGGACAGUGCCCGCCCCAGUGUCAGGGCUCUUCCUGUCUGCUGACAGCAGAGAGCUACAGCUCAGCUGGACGCCCCCUGCAGGCGAUUGGGAGAGCUACAGCGUGGUUCUGAGGAACGGAUCGGAGGUUCUGGUGAAUCGGACCGUCGGUAAGCUGAGCAGACGCCACGUCUUCUCAGUCCUGGAUCUGGGUCUGCUGCCGGGUCGCCUGUACAAUGCCGAGGUGACGGUACACAGCGGCAUUCUGGGAAACAGGGCGGCCUGCAGUGCACGGAUUGCGCCACGUCCGGUGCAGCUGUCGGUCCGUCAGGCCGAUGAGACGUCACUGAGUGUGCUCUGGACCCAGCCGGCAGGACACUGGGACGGGUUCACGGCGCUGCUCAGACAGAUGGACCAGAUCCUGGACCAGAGGAACCUGACCUGGGAUGCCACGGGGGUCAGCUUCACCGGACUGACUGCCGGACGCUGCUACACCAUCAACGUGACGACCAGCAGUGGUGACCUGACCAGUUCAGCUUCGGUGACGGCGUGGACCAGUCCAUCGCAGGUCCGUGGGUUGCAGCUGUCCAACCUAGGCAGCACCGACAGCCUUCAGGCCCGGUGGGAACCCGCCUCCGGAGAUCUGGACUCCUACCAGGUUCUGCUGGUCCAUGACAGUAGCAUCAUCAAGAAUGAGAGCGUGACGGCCGACACCAGCAGUGUGAGCUUCCCGAGUCUGAGGCCCGGAGCCCUGUACCGGGUGGUGGUGACCACGGUCCGAACCGGACUCACUUCCAGACAGACAGUGGCAGAGGGACGCACUGUGCCAGCCGCGGUGGGCAACGUCAGGGCAAGUAACAACGGGCGGACGGAUUUCCUGAUCGUGUCGUGGCGUCCGGCUGCAGGUGAGGUGGACAGUUACCUGGUGACGCUGAGUGACGGCGAGCGGACGCUGCACACGCUCAGUGUGGCCGAGUCCAGCCCCAGCUGCGUGUUCAGUUCCCUGGUGUCCGGACGCAACUACAACAUCUGCAUCAGCAGCUGCAGCGGGCCACACCAGAACCACAGCUGCAUCCAGGAGAGGACGCAACCAGCGAAGGUCCAAAGUCCGACGGCGACCCACGCGGCCCGGGAUGACUACCUGAAGGUGUACUGGCGUCCCGCUGCAGGAGACCUGGACCGAUACCAGGUGUUCAUCAAACACAACAACAUGUUCCUGCAGAACCAGACGGUGUCCAAGAACCAGAGCGAGUGCGUGUUCACGGACCUGGUACCGGGUCGGCUCUACACGGUGCUGGUCAACACCUGGAGCGGAAAAUACGAAACCAGCACCUCCACCCACGGCCGGACCCUCCCGGCUCCGGUCCGGUCCCUGGUUCUGGCGGGUCGGGGCCCAGAGGACCUACGGGUUUCGUGGUCGGCGGCUCCAGGAGACGUGGAUCACUACGAGGUCCAGCUGCUGUUCAGCGACAUGAAGGUGUUUCCUCCCAUCACGCUGAGCGCUGCCGUGGACCACUGCCUCCUGACGUCUCUCACACCUGGACGGCUCUACAAAGUCCUGGUGUCCACGUUCAGCGGGCCAAACCAGCGGGCCCGGUUCAUUGAGGGACGCACAGUUCCCAGUAAAGUGAAGAACAUCCAGGUGAGUAACCAUGGCGACAGCAGCAGCCUGCAGGUGAACUGGACACCUGGACCAGGAGACGUGGACGGAUACUCGGUGUUCCUGUUCAGAAACGGUCGGCAGCUCAGCGUCAGAACCGUCCUAAAACACCAGAACCAGGUGACCUUCGGAUCGCUGCAGCCUGGACAGGUGUACGACGUGACGGUCCAAUCAGUGAGCGGAGACCUGCUGAACAACCACACGGAUACAGGACGCACAGUUCCGUCAGCAGUGACCAGGCUGCAGGUGGACCCUCUGCAGUCCACCUGCAGCCUCCAGGUGAGCUGGCAGGACGCUCUGGGUGUGGCCGACAGGUACGUUCUGCAGGUUCUGGACGACAGAGGCAUCCUGGUGACCAACGGCUCGCAGCCCUUCGGACAGACCUGGUACCGGUUCCAUGACCUGACACCGGGGAAGAAGUACCGGGUUCUGGUCCAGACCAGCAGCGGAGGGGUCCACAGCCCAGGGGUCAGCGCCGAGGCUCGGACACGCCCAGCAGCCAUCACCGACCUGAUCCUGAGGUCCAACAGCACCAAAAGCCUGCGCUUCACCUGGACUCCACCUGUUGGAGAGUUUCAGCUCUACGAACUCUACCUGUAUGGCGCCGAUGAUUCUCUGCAGGAGCGGCGCAGCCUUCAGCCCGGCAGCCUCCAGAGCAGCUUCCAGGGCCUACGACCCGGAGCCGCCUACAGGCUGGUAGUUCUGAUCCGCAGUGGAGACCAGACCAACCAGACCUCCAUGUGGGCCCGGACAGUACCGGCAGCUGUGGCGUCUCUGCAGCUCCACACUGGGAACCAGUCCGAUGUUCUGGUGGUGAACUGGGAUCGUGGUGGCGGUGAUCUGAGUGGAUACCUGCUGACGCUCUACAACCCCAACGGCUCCCAGCAGGCCGAGCAGCGACUGGGCCCCGAUGCCACAGAGUUCGUCUUCUCAGGCCUCGUACCGGGCCGACACUACCGAGCUGAGAUUCUCAGUCUGAGCCAGGAGCUCAGCAACUGGGCCGGCGCCGUGGGCCGAACUGCUCCCAGACCUCCCAGCUCCUUCCUGUUUGGCAGCGUCACCAACACCUCGGUGGAGGUCACCUGGUCCGGUCCAGUAGACUCCGACUAUGAUGAUUUUGAGCUGCGCUGGACUCCGGAAGACCGACUGUCUGUCAUCAACCCGUACCACAGCCGCACCGCCGGCAGCCGCAUCCUGAAGGGUUUGUUCCCCGGACGACGCUACACCUUUAGGCUGCGCACUGUCAGCGGGCCGCUGGGCGCCACCGAGGCUCCGCCCACCUACAGCACUGCCAUCUGGAGCAGCAUCCGCACCAAACCAGAGAGAGUCCAGAGCCUCCACUGCCGCCCUCAGAGCUCUACCUCCAUCUCCUGCUCUUGGGGGCCUCCAGAGGCCGACUAUGACUCCUACACCAUCGAGUGCCUCCAUCAGGACUCUCGGACCCUCGUCUACUCCAGACGCACCAACCGAGACUCCACCAGCUACGUCAUCACUCAGCUGGAGCCCCACAAACACUACACCAUCUCUGUGAAGGUGAUCUCCGACAGGACAACCAGUGAGGAGGCCACCGACAGCGUGAUCACCAUGAUCGACCGUCCUCCUCGGCCCCCCAUCAGUACCCGGGUCAGCGGUCUCGCUGUGGUGGUCGGCAGAACUUUCAUCUCCUUUAGCUUCAACUGCAGCUGGUUCAGUGAUGCCAACGGAGCGGUCAGGUUCUUCACUGUGGUGGUGGCCGAGUCUGAAGGUGUGGAGAACCUGCAGCCGGACCAGCACCACCCGCUGCCCUCCUACCUGGACUACAGGUCCAACAGCUCCAUCAGGACCUACCAGACCAGCUACUUCCCAAGUCGCUGCGCCGACAGCAAAGCCAACAGCUUCGACAUCGGUCUGGGAACAGGAAUGGACUCUCUGGGGGGGCCCUGUGACCAACUGGACCCGGAGUCCGGCACCGACCCGACCCCUUUCUGUGACGGUCCACUAAAGCCCAGAACCUCCUACAGGCUCAGCAUCCGAGCAUUCACUCAGCUAUUUGACGAAGAGACGAAGGACUCGAGCAACUCGUUUCCACUCUACACCGACACCUUCCUGUCUCUGCCCGUCGUCACAGACGCAGAACCUCUGAGUGGAGUCAUUGAAGGAAUCAGCGCCGGUUUGUUUCUCAUCAUCAUGAUGGUUGGAAUCACUGCUCUGCUGGUCUGCAGGUACCGGGCCCGCAAAGUGGUGCAGCAGAGUCCGUCCGUGAGGAUGAAUGUGAGGAGGGACAGAGGGACAGCAGGAGUCCAGCUGGGCAUCAGAGGCAGCCGUCGGAUCUCCAGUCCGAUCAAGAUCAGCAACUUUGAGAAUCACUACAGCAAACUGCAGGCCGACUCUCACUACCUGCUGUCAGAAGAGUACGAGGACCUGAAGGACGUUGGUCGUAACCAGCCUCUGGACACAGCUCUGCUGCCAGAGAACCGUGGGAAGAACCGCUACAACAACAUCCUGCCCUACGACUCGACCAGAGUGAAGCUGUCCUACGUGGAUGACGACCCCUGUUCAGACUACAUCAACGCCAGCUACAUUCCAGGGAACAACUUCCGUCGGGAGUACAUCGCUACACAGGGUCCUUUACCUGGAACCAAGGACGACUUCUGGAAGAUGGUUUGGGAGCAGAACGUCCACAACGUGGUGAUGGUCACUCAGUGUGUGGAGAAAGGCCGGGUGAAGUGUGAUCACUACUGGCCGUUCGACCAGGAACCAUUAUACUACGGAGAUUUGAUCGUCCAGAUGGUGUCAGAGUCAGUUCUACCCGAGUGGACCAUCCGAGAGUUCAGUAUCUGCAGCGAGGAGCAGCUGAGCUUCAGCCGUCUGGUUCGUCAGUUUCACUACACAGUUUGGCCCGAUCACGGAGUCCCAGAGACCACCCAGUCCUUGAUCCAGUUCGUCCGAACCGUCCGGGACUACGUCAACAGGAGUCCUGGAUCUGGACCCACUGUGGUCCACUGCAGUGCCGGCGUGGGCCGAACGGGGACCUUCAUCGUUCUGGAUCGGGUUCUGCAGCAGCUGGACAGUAAAGACGUUCUGGACAUCUACGGCGCCGUGUUCGACCUGCGACUGCACCGGUCACACAUGGUGCAGACUGAGGGCCAGUACUCAUACCUGCAUCAGUGCCUCCGUGACGUCAUCAGAGCCAGAAAACUUCACAGCGAACAAGAACACCUGAGAAUCUGAUCACAGGAGCUGCUGCUGCUGAGCCCCACAGAGACGCUGUUUAUUUUUCUAUCAGUUUAAAAAGAAGUUUUAUGAUAAUUUAUGUUCCUGUUUGUACAUUUUUAAAUUUAAUCGCUUCUGAUCCUGAUGAACACAUAUGAUAUGUGUAACAUGUAUGACAUGUGUGCAGAUAAUCUAACAUGUAUGAUAGGUGUACUACCACAGUACUCGUACUUCUGUGUAUGUGGCAAGAAGAAUUUCUACUGUAUGCGAGUCUCAUUAAAGUCACAGUAUGAGUAGAAAAUA